AUGUUGACCGGUGCACAACCACUUUAUAUAUCCCCCGCUAUCAUGGAAACAAACCAGAUCGACCAUGCCAAUAUACUUCAAGAUGGCCCCAGAACAAGUAAUGUCGAUCCCGCAUUAAAGGGAUUUCCAACAUUGGCACGCUGGUAUAUCGAUGUUCGAGACUGGGAGGCCAAUGGUCUAGAUCUCCCACUGAUAGAGACCUUACGACCAGCCGAGCAACAAGCCGUGAAGAGAUACCACUUCGCCGCAGACCGACGCAUGUCAUUGUCAUCCAACCUGCUGAAGUACUUAUACGUCCAUCAUGCAUGCGGUGUACCAUGGAAGGACAUACUCAUCAGCCGGACCGAGAUGCCGCAAAACCGACCAUACUACGAAUCCAAAACUCCCACCCGGGUCGAAUUCAACGUCAGCCACCAAGCAUCGUUAACCAUACUGGCCGGAACCAUUGCGCCCUCAAAUGACCCGAUGGUGAAGACGCCCCAGGCCCCUCCCCCCCAACUCGGCAUCGACAUAACAUGCAUCAACGAGCGCCGCAACAAAAACCCAACAACACUCCACGACUUCAAAGAAUUUGUCACAAUAUUCAGCGAUGUCUUCUCACCCACCGAACUCGCCACAAUGACGAACCCAAAACAAGCACUCCUCCAAGCCAGACGUCUAGGCUACGCAAACAACGUCCUCCCCGAAUGCACCAAUCCCGACGGCACGGAAUUUCACAACUUAGACUCAAUAAUCACCUACGGCCUCCGACUCUUUUACUCAUACUGGGCUUUGAAAGAAGCUUAUCUAAAAAUGACCGGCGAAGCCCUCCUCGCGCCUUGGGUGAAAACACUCGAAUUUAAAAAUGUUUUUCCUCCUGAACCUAUUCAACUUUCGUCCUCCGCAAAUUCAAAUUCAGGCUGCCAGUGGGGUCCUAUUUACCCACACGUCGUGGUAACCCGCGACGGAACCGAACUUCAAAAUGUCCGUCUACAGCUUCAAGCUUUCGAAACGGAUUUCAUCAUCGCGACUGCGGCUCUAGGACCACAGAUCGGUCCUAUUCCUGACUCCGCACGAAACGAGGCCUUGCACCAUUUAGGGAGUUUCAGUACCGCUGAUGCGAGCGGCAGCCAGAAGGAAGUUGAAUUUGAACAUAUUCCUCUUUCGACUAGGAGGGUUGUUGGUGACGAGGAUCCUUGGACUGGUGGGACGGGAGUUAUUACAGAUCCUUGGCUGCCUAUUCAGGAGGUUGAUGUUGAGUUGGAUAUAAGGGCUUGUGCGGAGGGACGUUGUUUGCAUGGUUUUUCUGGUGUUGGUGGUGAAUGA
This is a messenger RNA of Penicillium cosmopolitanum, 1305 nucleotides long. Its product is annotated as 4'-phosphopantetheinyl transferase family protein. The transcript has 2 exons. Gene Ontology annotation, cellular component: cytosol. Lineage: Eukaryota; Fungi; Ascomycota; Eurotiomycetes; Eurotiales; Aspergillaceae. The record is from RefSeq and is a predicted model, not a curated record. Gene Ontology annotation, molecular function: holo-[acyl-carrier-protein] synthase activity; magnesium ion binding. The coding region runs from base 1 to 1305 and encodes 434 amino acids.